AUUGUUUCUCAUCGACUGAUUUUAUUUUCGUGGAUUCAAAAGUUCUCAAAAGUCGCUGAAACCCGGCGACGCAAGACUUCUCAGACGCUCAUUGACACCAAAAGCAGCAGCAUCCAAGUUGCUCAGCAACGAGUUUGGUUGCAUCGGAAAGUGAAUCUCCAACAAGAACUCCUCAAGCACGAUUCUGUUUGCUCUGAAACAACUCAAAACAUCCCACUGAAACCCGAUGUCUGAAACGUCAAAGCCGGGCUUCUUUGGAAAGCUCACGAUUCGGCGCACCAAGACCAAGGACGACGGCAGCUCAUCCAAUGGAACGGUGCGACGCUCGCCGUCUUCUGCCUCGGGGCUGGUCGGCAGCUUUCCCGCAGCAAUGAUCAUGCCGUCGUCCUCUCCCUCGUCGCCCAUGGGCACGCUCAAGGAAACCAAACAAGAAAAGCGCGAUCGCGAGCAGCGUGAAAAGGACGCCAAGAAGAUUGCUCGCAUUUCCAAGGUGUUUGCAGACGAGCCAGCUCCAGAAGAGCAGCCAAUGGUCAUUUCGUCGCCCAUCACUGCUGCUGCUGCUGCUGCUGCUGCGGAUGCUGCUGCUGCUGCUGCUGCUGCUGCUGCUGCUGCUGCUGCUGCGGAUGCUGCCGCCCCACCAGGCUCCAUCCCCGUAGACGAUCUGUCCGAUGAGGAAAACAACCCCACCGUCACCGCCCGCCUCGCCAAGUCUCGUGCCAAUAAUAAUACCAACAAUCAUAAUGCGGCCAGCAGUCGUCCGACAUCCACCCUGAUGGACGACUCCUUUUCCACGUUGAAGCGUCCAUUCACCCAUGCGGACCCGGCUCCUCCGCCUCCAGUCGCACCGAGACCCGCACUCGCGCCGCGACCGCAGUCAGGCGACAUUUUCAGCGUUCAGCGCACUGUCUACCCGUCGGUUGAGGUUGUCCAAGUCAUCGAAGACGACGCCCUGUACGCGACUGUGGACGACAUUCGCCGCCUUGUGCAGGCCAAAGGCACGCCGUCCAUGCACGACGACGAUGGCAUGUACAUUUCCUUGAAUGAGAUUCGUAGUUUGGCCGGCGCUCUCAUGCGCGACGGCGCCCAUGCGGCCAAUGGUGCUCAGGCAGGCCAGGGCACCUUGGACGUUCAUGUCACGGAAGGAGAAGACAUGUACCUCUCGUUUACAGAGUUGCGCGCAGCCUUGGCUCCCCAGACUGCAGCAACGGCGGCAGCAGCAACAACGGUGGCGGCAGCAGCAGCAGCAGCAGCAGUCGCGGCAGACGAUUCACUCAAAACUGGCUCCCCCAAGACAACGCGAACCUCGUCCAACAACAUUGCGAGCAGCUCUUCUGCUGUCUCUGCCGGUUCCACAGACUUGCUCAAAUCCGACACCCACUCGAGCAUGUUGUUGCGCGAGUUGCUCAAGCACAGCAUUUCAAGUGUGCCUGAGCCCGAGGGCGCCGGCUUGUCACCAGCGGGGACGACAGCGUCCAUGCUGGCCCUUCCGGGCUCUCCGAAACUUGGCGCUCGCACUUCUUCUUCCGCCAGCAGAACGAGCCUGGGCGGAGCGGAUUCUUCUGGCGCACCCAAGCACAAAGUCAAAGUCAAGCUUUCUUUCGACUGCGAUGUCUGCCACAAACCACUCACAGAGGCUUUCUAUCUCAAGGACGGAAAACGGUACUGCCCGUCAGACUACCGUGCAGUGUUCAACGUGCGUUGCGGCAAAUGCAACCUAUUUAUCGAGGGCAACUGCGUGGGUGUUGGUGGCAAGAGCUUCCACCACGCGUGCUUGUCCUGCGCCAACUGCAACAAUGGCAUCGCGCCGGGCGACAAGCUCGUUGUCAAGUACGACAAAAUGUACUGCUCGCCGUGCGCGAAUCGUGUUUCACUGCUUUUGGAAUCGUGCACCAUUUGCCACGACCCGGUCUUUGGCGAGGGCAUCAAGGCGAUGGACCGAUUGUACCAUCCCACCUGCUUCUGCUGCACCGAGUGCAAGAGGGAGCUGACCAACGAGUACUGCUCCAAGAACGACAAGCCGUACUGCGAGAAGGACUACAAGGCCUUGUUCUCCCGAAAAUGCGCCAAGUGCACCGAGGUCAUUCCCAGCGGCCAGGCCUUCCAGAUUGCAGACGACUACUUUCACAUUUCCUGUCUUCAAUGCAACAUUUGCAAGGAAGGCAUUCAACCAGAGCAGGCCAUUUUCCUGCGCAACAACAAUCCGUGCCACUGCGACUGCAUGUGCUGCUCCAAGUGCAAAACCCUGUUUGGUCCCGGCGACACGAUCUACACGUCUGACAAUGAUGCAAUGUUUUGCAGCAAGUGCGCUUCGUAGUGGACUUUGGAGCGAGCUCAAGUUUUGGGCUGUGAUUGCCGUUUGCUGUUGUUUUUCGCUUGGGUCGCUUCCCAUCCGAGGCGGCGUCAUGUUCGUUGUUCUCUCGUUGUUGUUGUUUCUGUUCUCGUUAUUGUUUUGAUUUUGUUUUUGUGAUACUGGUGUUGUGAUGUAGAUCUUCGAUGAAUGGUCUACCAAAAAGAGUUUUGCUGUUGUGAUUGACUGGCACGUUCAAUGCAUUGAUAUUCCGUGUUUCCCCCGUUUUCUUCCUUUUGAAUUACC
This is a messenger RNA of Capsaspora owczarzaki ATCC 30864, 2593 nucleotides long. RefSeq lists its product as hypothetical. The record is from RefSeq and is a predicted model, not a curated record. Bases 227 to 2314 code for a protein of 695 amino acids. Gene Ontology annotation, molecular function: actin filament binding. Gene Ontology annotation, biological process: lamellipodium assembly. Lineage: Eukaryota; Filasterea; Ministeriida; Capsasporidae. Gene Ontology annotation, cellular component: actin cytoskeleton. The transcript has 3 exons.